This is a messenger RNA of Nannospalax galili (Upper Galilee mountains blind mole rat), 1036 nucleotides long. It is a transcript of the gene Mrpl22, whose product is annotated as mitochondrial ribosomal protein L22. Gene Ontology annotation, biological process: ribosome assembly; translation. Gene Ontology annotation, molecular function: structural constituent of ribosome. The coding region runs from base 80 to 973 and encodes 297 amino acids. The transcript has 8 exons. The record is from RefSeq and is a predicted model, not a curated record. Gene Ontology annotation, cellular component: mitochondrial large ribosomal subunit; ribosome. Lineage: Eukaryota; Metazoa; Chordata; Mammalia; Rodentia; Spalacidae.
UUUCGGUCAACGACCUAAACGCACUACAUUUUGGGUCUUUAUGAGGCCAUUCACCAUCUAGAGAGCAUCCUGGGUCUCCAUGACAACGCACGCAUGGUUUCCGGGCCGCGGCGGCCGGCCUGGAGCGUGCGCAUGCGCGGCGCCGACGGUGGCGGCUCGUCCCGGCUUCCGUAGCGGGGCCGGCAUGGCGGCGACGGUGCUGCAAGAGCUGGGUGCACUAUGGGGCUGGAGCCUGCGGCGCGGGGGAACGCCGGCCCAGAGAAGGGGACCCGUGUGGCGCUCAGGAGGGGCAGGUGGCUUGGAACUGCUGAGGUCGUGGGAGAGAAGUCCAGCAGAGCCAGCUGCUGAUUGCUCUAGUCCUGAACUAGAGCAGAACGUUUGCGAAAUAGUCUCAGGAGUCAGUAAGACCUGGCUUCUCUCACCUCGUGCAGUUCCUCCCCAGUCAUGCAUCCACUCGAGCGCUGCCCUGGAAGCUUCUAAAAGAUGGGAGAAGAAGAAUGCGGUUGUCUACCCACCCCAGCUGCCCGGCGAGCCUCGGAGGCCAGCAGAAAUUUACCACUGUCGGAGACAAAUCAAAUACAGCAAGGACAAGAUGUGGUAUUUGGCAAAACUGAUACGAGGUAUGUCCAUUGACCAGGCUUUGGCUCAGUUGGAGUUCAGUGAUAAAAAAGGGGCCCAAGUAAUUAAAGAGGUUCUCUUAGAAGCACAAGACAUGGCGGUGAGAGACCAUAAUGUGGAAUUCAGAUCCAACCUGUAUGUCGCCGAGUCCACAUCCGGGCGAGGCCAGUGCCUGAAGCGUAUCCGCUACCACGGCAGAGGCCGCUGUGGCAUCAUGGAGAAGGUCUACUGCCAUUACUUUGUGAAGCUGGUGGAAGGCGCCCCACCGCCCCCUGAGGCACCGAAGACAGCAGUGGACCACGCCAAGGAGUACAUCCAGCAACUUCGCAGCCGGACCGUCAUUCACACUCUGUGAAGGAGUCUGGCUCCCCACGUGUACACCCUGCGUUUAUUUAAAAUUAAAAACAGAUGCUUUUUA